AUGGAGAUGAACUACAAUGAAUUUAGGAAUAUACCAUUCGCAAAACCACCCGUGGGCGGUCUUAGAUUCCAUCAGCCCGUUCCUUAUGGCUCAUGGAGUGAUAUUUAUGAUGCCACCCGUUUUGGACCAUCUUGUAUCCAAUCAGUGAAUGGGAUUGUAGAUCAAUACGUACCAAAUACAAAUACAUCAGAAGACUGUUUAGUACUCAACAUAUAUGUUCCUUCCGGAUUUUCAGAGUCGAAUGCAAAAUCCGUUAUCAUAUGGGUCCACGGAGGGGGAUAUUAUCUUGGACAAGGAAUGUUUUAUGACGGUUCGUAUCUCAGUGGCAUUGGUGAUGUAAUUGUGGUAACAAUAAAUUACAGAUUAGGAGUUUUUGGAUUUUUCAGCACUAUGGACGAUGUAGCACUCGGAAAUUACGGACUCUGGGACCAACAAAUGGCGAUUAAAUGGGUUCAUGACAAUAUUGAAAGUUUUGGAGGGGAUCCAAAUUCUGUAACAAUAGCUGGUCAAUCUGCAGGUGCUUUUAGCGUGGCACUACAAGCUUUAAAUCCAGCAAACAAAGGACUCUUCCAUCGAGUGAUCGCACAAAGUGGUGCGAGAAUGUGA
Messenger RNA from Mytilus californianus (California mussel), 606 nucleotides. Its product is annotated as carboxylesterase 1F-like. Bases 1 to 606 code for a protein of 201 amino acids. The record is from RefSeq and is a predicted model, not a curated record. The transcript is spliced from 3 exons. Lineage: Eukaryota; Metazoa; Mollusca; Bivalvia; Mytilida; Mytilidae.